This is a messenger RNA of Brachypodium distachyon (stiff brome), 942 nucleotides long. RefSeq names its product thylakoid lumenal 15 kDa protein 1, chloroplastic. Gene Ontology annotation, cellular component: chloroplast thylakoid. The coding region runs from base 133 to 735 and encodes 200 amino acids. The record is from RefSeq and is a predicted model, not a curated record. The transcript has 7 exons. NCBI's taxonomy places the organism in Eukaryota, Viridiplantae, Streptophyta, Magnoliopsida, Poales, Poaceae.
UGGUUGAUUGCCCCGGCCAGAUAAGAGCCGGAUAAACUCGACGCAGCUCGCCGCCGCCAUGAACACAGCCGAACCGAGCUGAGGCUGAGCUACUCCAGAACAACCAAGAAGAAUUGCAUCGACCAAAUCACCAUGGCCAUGGCCGCCAUCCUCGGCGCCCUAAAGCUCGCCGCCCCUUCUCCCCCGCCGGCGGGGCCGCAGCCGGGGCGCUCCUCCUCCUCCUCGCUGCAUUUCCAUCUCGCCAACGCCGGCGCCGCCGCGCUCGUCGCCGCCUCCCUCCUCGCCUCCGACCCGGCCCUGGCGUUCAGGGGAGGAGGGCCGUACGGGCAGCAGGUGACGCGGGGGCAGGACCUCACGGGCAAGGACUUUAGCGGCCAGACGCUCAUCAAGCAGGACUUCAAGACGUCUAUACUGCGGCAGACCAACUUCAAAGGGGCCAAGCUGCUCGGCGCCAGCUUCUUCGAUGCCGACCUGACAGGUGCUGAUCUCUCCGACACCGACCUGAGAAACGCCGACUUCUCACUGGCAAACGUGACAAAGGUAAAUUUAACAAAUGCCAACUUGGAAGGGGCACUUGUCACAGGGAACACUUCUUUCAAAGGUUCUACCAUAUAUGGAGCAGAUUUUACUGAUGUUCCACUGCGAGACGAUCAACGGGAUUACCUCUGCAAAAUUGCUGAUGGGGUAAACACAACUACCGGAAAUGCCACAAAGGAGACUCUAUUCUGCAAAUGAGGAACCAGAAUGAAGGAGAAUGGAGAGAUUAGAGAAUUCAGAGGCUGAUUUAGUUCUUGAAUAGUACUAGCAUCAUCAUGUAUUUAUUGUUAUUUUUUCUCUUUAUUUUUCUUAUCUCUCAGAGUGGAGAAAGUUAUCUCCCAUGAACAUGUAAAGAGAAUAUAUGGAGGGAAUGGUUGGCCUGGAGCCCUGGAAAUCAAGUGCUCA